Molecule: messenger RNA, 3649 nt
Organism: Closterium sp. NIES-67
Lineage: Eukaryota; Viridiplantae; Streptophyta; Zygnematophyceae; Desmidiales; Closteriaceae
Source: the annotation of a GenBank genome assembly
CACGGUCUCACCUCCCUCCCUCCGUCCUUGCUGUCCUGUCCUGUCCACCUUGCAUAAUUCAUAAUCUACGCGUCUCGACAAUCCCGACUUCACCUGACCCACCCGACUCAGUCGCUCGCGUCUCGCUGUGACUCGCUAAACGACUGGAAUUCUCGGAUUACGAGGAAUUGCGAUGGAUGGACACAUCGAUUAGCCGUUUUGUCGUUCAUGGUCCGGCCGGACUUGGUUCUGAGAUCUUCGGGGAGGUGUGAAGAUCUCACGUGAGACAGGCGGCGUGAGUCAGGCGGCGUGAGACAGGCGGCGUGAGAUAGGCGGCGUGAGAUAGGCGGCGUGAGGCAGGCGGCGUGAGGCAGGCGGCGUGAGACAGCUGAAGAUCUCUCUAGGGGCGUUGUGAGGGGCGCGUAUGCGGAAUGGCGAGGUAUUUAGGGAGGAAUAAACGGUGGGGCCGCUUUAACCUAUAAAGCCGAGGCGUCCCAAAGAAAGCUUCCGCAGCGCUUCCGAUUUCCCCGUGUAGGAGAGCGACAUUCUUUCUCGUGUAGGUCGCAGUGGCGUCACGAUCGGGUAACCAUGGACUCUAAACUGGGCGAACGUCGCGACUCCAUGCUUCGCAUGUCGCCGAAACCGCCACCAGAGCAGUGCCACACUCCUGCGACAGUUACACCUCCUUCGCAACAGUUCGCCAAGGGCUCGCCGAAGUCGCCAGCGCGAGCAGGUGUCGCGAGCUGCGUCUCCCUUCCCCGCCUCUUCGCUCUCCUCGUCCUCCUGGGGUGUGCCGGCUUGUGGCCGGCCUUUCUCCGCACCGCCGCGAAUCACGGCGACGAUCGCGGUGCUAGCACCGGAAAAGACGCCUCGGAGCCGUCAGAUUACCCUCUAGGUGCGCCAGCCGGCUUCUUCCGCGUGUUUGCCGGGCCGUCCGCGACUCGCGGCGGGUUCUCCGCGCGGCAGCUGAUGGAGAUGACGUCAGACGGCGCUUUAAGGGGAGGAGGGCGCCGAGAGGGGUGGAAGCUGCUGACGGGAGGUGAUGGUGUGACUGUAGCGGAAGGGACAAGGGCCGAGGCGAUAGGAGACGAAGCGAGGAAGGAGGGAGAAGAGGAAGGGGCGCAGGCGAGGGCGGGGGAUGAUGAGCGCGCCGGCCCGCCCGCCAGGCGGGGGGGAACUGCCAUGGAGCUCACCGUGCCAUCUCGUGACGCGCCUCAAGAGCCAUCUCAGGCGUCCCAAGCGCGGCACUCAGCGGCUGGCAAGGUUGCUGGCUCGCAGACGCCCCAAGCGCUGCCUGGUCCGCGGCUUUCUCCUGUGGCGCCUCCAGCGCUGCCUCCUGGCCCGGGCAGUGAGGCGAUGCCAGGAGCGCGCGCGGUGCAGGAUAGCGUGGAGGUUGGGGGUACGGUUGGGGUAGGGGAUGGGGCAGGAGAGAGAGGGGGGGAGAGAGGAAGGAAGAGUGGAGGAGGGGUAGGAGGAGAGGGAGGAGGAGGGGGCAGAGAAAGCAAGGGGGGAAGGGGGGAGGGAGGGGGAGGGGGAGAGAGAGGGGGAGAGGACAGCGGGGAAGGGAGAGGCGAGUGGGGGUGGCGGUGGGUGGAUGAGGGGGACACAUCCUGGCCGCUCUACUCCGCUGCAUCCUGUCCGUUCAUCUUCCCCGGGCAGAACUGCCGAUCCAACGGCCGGCACGACACGAGAUUCGAGCGAUACGCAUGGCGGCAGCGCGAGGAGGGGGAGACGGGAGGAGGAAUAGCAGUCGGCAUGGGAGGGGGAAAGAAGGGAGGUGGGGGGCAAAAUGUCGAUGAGAGAUCGUGGUGUGACGCAUUGGGGCAAGCGGGGGAUAGCACGACCGGCAUGGGGCAUGCCGGGGCUAAGGGGGCUAUGAUGGCACGCGUGGGGCAUGCAGGGGGAGCCAUGGCGCGCGUGGCGUUUGUGGGCGACAGCAUGAUGCGCAAUAUGUUCGAGAGCAUGGCGUGCAUGCUGCACGCGCGCUGCGGCCAUCCCCACGUGGUGCGCACCAACGUGGUGGAGAGAAUACUCAGAUGGGGCCAGCCGCAGUGCAACGUCACACUAGCUAACCUCAGGAGCAACUUCCUCGCCAACAUCACUUUCAAGGACCCCACCAACGAGUUCAAGGGCGCAACGCUGGACCUCUCUCAGCCAGACAACCGGUGGAAGAAGCGGGUGAAGGAGUACGACGUGUUCGUGGUCAAUUCAGGCCACUGGUGGACACGUGGCAAGCUCUCAGAGCGCCACGUGAGCUUCUCACGGCCCGACAAAUCCCUCGCUGUGCUCUCUGCCUACCGGAAAGCCAUCCGCACCACGCUGCACCGCUUUGCAUCGCGCCGCAUGACCAACAAGACAGUCAUCAUUACCACCUCCUCUCCCAACCACUUCUCCCAUAAACCCUCCAAUCCACGGUCUCUUGACUCUACACUUCAAUCCAACUCCCUUAAACUUAACUCCCUUGAGUCUCCACUUAGCCCCGACUCAGGCCCCUCUGAACGCUUAGCUAAGCGACGGAAAUUGCUUGAGGCUAGUGGUGCAAAGAAGUUAUCUAAGAGUAGAUCUAGUAAGAAGCGGGGAAGGGGGUAUUGUGAUGCGGUGGGGCCUGUGGGGAGCGAGGAGGAGGCUUAUAACGAGUACAGAGUGCAGUGGGAGCGGGUUGAACGGUUGAAUGAGGUGGUGAGAGAGGAGGUGAGGGAGUAUGGUAGGAGGCAGAGGGGGAGAGAGGAGAAGAGGAGGAGGAGGGAAGAGAGUGUGGGAAUAGGGAUGAGGAGGAAGUUACGGCAGGUGGUGGUUGGAGCAGCAGAAUCUGCUGCGGUACAGAGAAGGGCAUUGGCACGCCCAAUUGCUGGCUUGUUGUUACGCCCAGAUGUGUUGUCACGCGGUAACACCUCGUUACACGCCGACACCUCGUCACACGCUGGCUCACAGUCAGGUACGAAGGAGCAGGGGAGGCUACACCAGUGGCAAGAUAUUCAUUCAAUAAAUAAAAUUCUAGAAGAGAAGACCUUAGAGCAGGUGGAGUUGCAGCAUGAGAGGUUACAGCAAAAGGAUGGAGAACGGGUGGCACAAGCACGAGCGGGCGAGGGGGGCAAAAAGGCAAGCAGUGACAGGCCAGAGGUGGAGGGCUUAUGGAUGGAAGAGAGAAGGAUGGAAGGAGGCCAGGGAGAGGGGCUACAUGCACAGGGAGGGAGGUUACAGGCACAGGGGGAGAGUGUGGGGGAAGUGAGAGUGGAGGGGCCAAGGCUAGAGGGGGCGUGGGUAGAGGGAAAGGGUGUGGAGGGGCCAAGGCUAGAGGGGGCGCGGGUGGUGAUUCUGGAGGUAGCAGCGAUGAGCCUCAUGCGGCACGACGGUCAUCCAGGUGGCUUCUCGGGGCUGGCUGGCGGGCAGGCCGACUGCGCCCACUGGUGCUUGCCGGGUGUGCCAGAUGCGUGGAACGAGCAGCUCUUGAGACUCUUGUGUUGAUGGACUGGAAACAUGUGCACUUAAAGGAUGUGCACUUAAAGGAUUUGCAGUUAAAGCAUGUGCACUGAAAUCAUGUGUACUUACAGCCAACUGAGACUGCGCCCACUGGUGCUUUCUGGGCAUGCCGGAUGCCUCUGAAACUAGCAGCUGCUGAUGCAGCUGUGCUGAUUGAAGCUUCGCAUUGUAGUACGUUCUUGUUAUUACA